This is a messenger RNA of Exophiala aquamarina CBS 119918, 1401 nucleotides long. RefSeq names its product uridine kinase. Gene Ontology annotation, cellular component: cytoplasm. The transcript has a single exon. The record is from RefSeq and is a predicted model, not a curated record. Bases 1 to 1401 code for a protein of 466 amino acids. Lineage: Eukaryota; Fungi; Ascomycota; Eurotiomycetes; Chaetothyriales; Herpotrichiellaceae. Gene Ontology annotation, molecular function: ATP binding; kinase activity.
AUGUCGGAUGUGGCUGACAUUAGAAAACUAUCAACGGUCACCUUAGCUGAGAGGACAGCCAACGCCUCUGAAACGCAAAAGGCCUAUUACUCUCCACCAUGGGCAGACAUGAGCACCAUUGGGAUCGCCGGGUCGAGUGGGUCUGGAAAGACCAGUUUAGCCAUUGAAAUCGUCCAAGCCCUGAAUUUGCCAUGGGUGAUCAUUUUAUCAAUCGAUUCAUUCUACAAGUCUUUGAGCGCGGAAGAAAACGCGUUAGCACACCAAAAUGAGUGGGACCUCGAUUCACCCAAAUCCAUAGAUUUCGACCUUCUAGUCGAGAAACUGAUUGAACUUAAACAAGGUAAACGGACCGACAUCCCCGUCUACUCCUUCCAGGAACAUCAACGACUUGACAAGACAUUGUCGAUCUAUUCACCACACGUUAUUAUCCUAGAGGGGAUAUUGGCUUUGAAUGACCCGAGAGUCCUUGAGUUGCUAGACAUGAAGAUCUUCGUCGAGGCCGAUCCUGAUGUAUGCCUAUCGAGGAGAAUUGUCCGCGACGUUCGGGAAAGGGGCAGAACCAUCGAAGGUACCAUCAAGCAAUGGUUUCGCUACGUCAAGCCUGUCUUCCAGCGCUAUGUGGAGCCACAGAGGGAAGUAGCCGACCUGAUUGUCCCUCGAGGAAUGCACAACAAAAUGGCAAUUCAGAUGAUUGUCAAUCAGAUCCGGCAGACGUUGAAGGAGAAAUCGGACAAACACAAUGAAGAGCUUGAGAGACUAGGGCAACAGAUCGAAGAAUUCUCUCUCUCAGAUAAUGUCAUUAUACUCGGCGACAAACCGCAAAUUGUGGGGGUUGCGACAAUAUUACGAAGCCCUGCAACGAGUCAAGUUGAUUUCGCCUUUUACUUUGAUAGAUUAACCGCUUUAUUGAUCGAAAAGGCGCUGGACUGCCACAACUACCGAUCAGCUCAGGUCGUCACACCUCAAGGCUAUAAAUACAACGGACUCCGAUCGGCGGGUAAAGUAUCUGCAGUUGUCAUUCUUCGAGGAGGAAGUUCCAUGGAGACAGGGUUGAAGCGAACAAUCCCAGAUUGUUUGACGGGCCGCCUGCUCAUCCAGUCCAACAUACGAACUGGAGAGCCUGAAUUGCAUUACCUGAAGCUAUUCCCAGAUCUCGCACUUCACGAAACGGUCAUGCUGCUAGACCCCCAAAUGUCAAGUGGUGGUGCGGCGUUGAUGGCAGUCAAGGUUUUGGUUGACCAUGGUGUGGCAGAGGCAAAGAUUGUCUUUGUCACAUUCCUAGCCGGUCGCCGUGGUCUGAAGAGGUUGAUGACCGUAUUCCCUAAAAUCAAAGUUGUCGCGGCAAAUGUGAUUGAGGAUCACGAGAAGCGGUGGGUCGAGGAGAGAUAUUUCGGCUGCUGA